UGCAGGUUUAUCUCCCACAGAGUGCACUUUGGCUCUGAGAGCAACAAGUCAACACAUUUACGCUCCUAUAUAAAGAGACGGGGUCAGCGGAUCCUCCGACUCUACGUUCUCAGUCAGUUCUGGAGGGGGAAAACAAUUCAAAGCACCAUGAAUAAUAAGCUGCUGGUUGUUACUGUGCUCGUUGCACUUCUUGCACUCAGUGCUGAGAGCUUCCGUGUGCCGAGGCAGGCCGAGGAGGAAGAAGGGACGCUGACCAAGAUCACAGGAACCGUAAAGUCGUACUACGACAGCGCCGUCAACACCGUCAGCGGAUACGUGGAAAGCCUCAAAGGCCUGAAUCUGGAUGAGAAAGCAAAGAAUCUUUACGACGAAACAAGCACUGUUGUGAGCACCUACGCCGGCAUCGCACAUGACCAGCUUUAUCACUUUUUUCACCACUAGCAAGAUAAUAAUAGAAUAAAACUUGUAUAAAAUGA
Molecule: messenger RNA, 476 nt
Organism: Nematolebias whitei (Rio pearlfish)
Lineage: Eukaryota; Metazoa; Chordata; Actinopteri; Cyprinodontiformes; Rivulidae
Gene: apoc2
Product: apolipoprotein C-II
Exons: 4
Coding region: 148-441 (97 amino acids)
Biological process (GO): lipid metabolic process; lipid transport
Cellular component (GO): chylomicron
Molecular function (GO): enzyme activator activity
Source: RefSeq, a predicted model, not a curated record